Phymastichus coffea is the source of this 4866-nucleotide messenger RNA. RefSeq lists its product as uncharacterized. Gene Ontology annotation, biological process: positive regulation of apoptotic process; protein phosphorylation; intracellular signal transduction. Gene Ontology annotation, molecular function: protein serine/threonine kinase activity; ATP binding. Gene Ontology annotation, cellular component: nucleus. The transcript has 10 exons. The record is from RefSeq and is a predicted model, not a curated record. Lineage: Eukaryota; Metazoa; Arthropoda; Insecta; Hymenoptera; Eulophidae. Bases 11 to 3088 code for a protein of 1025 amino acids.
UGCUACCAGGAUGAUUUACAACCACCAGGCGCCGACCAUGUCGUCGGCAAGCAAGACUUCACCACGGCCGAGGCAUCGCAACUUGACGUCCAAGCAGAACAAGCCAACCAGACAGCAGACUGGCAUACGCAGUAGCACCAACACUUAUAAUAAUCAAUCCGAUCGCUGCCGCGGUAGAUGCCGUGUUCAAUGGAGCGAGCAACACGUCAAGGAAGGACUGGUGCUCGUGCAAGAGGCUCAACUCGCCAGAGUUGUCAAAACUGGCCCUAUUACCGAGCACUACGACAUCGAGCCGAAACCCUUCGCAAGCGGUCAGUGGGCUCGCGUAUACAAAUGCCGAUCCCGAAUAACCGGCAGCGUAUACGCAGCGAAAUUUUCGUCACGCAACCGCUUCAACGCUGACUGCAGUGCCGAGCUACGUCACGAGAUAGCACUUUUGUCGUUAUGCUCGCAAUCGCCACGAGUUGUCAGGCUACACGACGUCUACGAGACACCAAAGGAGAUCAUUAUGGUCAUGGAGUUUGCACCGGGUGGCGAUUUGCAGACGUUGAUAGACGGCGACCUGGUGCCACUGGAAGGCGACGUGGUCCACUUUGUGAGGCAGCUGGUGGAAGGACUGGCCUACCUGCACGAGCGAAACAUCGCCCAUUUGGAUAUCAAGCCGCAGAAUUUAGUGAUGAUGGGCAGCUUCCCCGACUGUAACGUGAAGCUGUGUGACUUCGAGAUUUCAAGGGUUGUCCUCGAGGGCACGGAGGUCCGGGAGAUUCUGGGCACACCCGACUACGUCGCUCCGGAGAUUCUCCAUUACGAGCCGAUCACACUCGCCGCGGACAUGUGGUCCCUCGGCGUAACGACUUACGUUCUACUCACCGGAUUCUCGCCUUUCGGCGGCGAGACCGACCAAGAGACCUUCAAAAACAUCAUUCUCGGCCAAGCAGACUUUCCCGAAGAGCUGUUCGAAGACAUAUCGGCCGCGGCAAAGGAUUUCGUCGCUCGACUCCUCGUGCUUGACCCAAGUGCACGCAUGACGGCGAAACAAUGCCUGCGCCACGAGUGGCUUCGCCAAGCGCCGACUCAAGCGUCGGCCCAUCUGCGCAAAUAUCUGUCCAAGUCUCGCGAAGUGCUUCUCGAGCGAGUCGUCAGUCGCGAGAACCUACGCAAAGCUGCUCUACUCGGGCAAACCGCGGCCAAUCAGCUUCAACAGCAGCAAGGACAGCAGCAAUGGGGUGGCAGCGAGAUGUGCCUGAACAGAAGUGUCAGCAUGUACAGUGACGACUACGAGAGCGGGCAGGAUAUGUCCUCGUCGCGGACCAGCUUGGCCGACUCGCUGUCGUCUUCGAAGAGCAGCUUAGCUAUGAGCCAGAGCUGCCUGUUGAACAAGGAGCAGACUCAAGGGUUGCUGAGCCAAGCGCAGGACAGGAAAUCGCUCAGGGCUAGCAUGGCUCAGGGAUUGAAUCGCAUCAGUGUGCUUUCGAAAAUCAAGAGCCUCGGUCAAACCCAAUCGAGAUCUCAAGCAUGUCUGCCGCUGCUGCAUGGCUCCAACGACGAUCGCCGAUCGAUGAACGCCAGUCCUCUCCUUCACAGCUGCUACUUCAAUGUCUCGCGAGAGAAGCUCUAUGGCCUCAAGUCCCUGUCCAAAUCCCAAGGGAUGCUCGACAUCUAUCGCAGCCUCGAGAGCUUGCAGAAACAUAAACAGCGUGAUCUGCUCAAACAAAAGCAACGCUCCAAGACCGAGGACGUUCUACCCUUCUCCAGGCCGUUCGGCCACGGUUCCAGCAUUGGAUCUCUUGCUUCUGCAUCAUCGCAUCCUCUUGUCGACAAAGAUUCCGAGGAUACCGUUUCGAGUACACAGCGGCCACUAGCUGAUGAUCAGGAUGAGAAAACGAGCGAGAAAGAAGUUGCGCCGAGAAAGAAAGAAGAUAGGGAUGAGCCAGGCGCGAUUAUAACGACUCCGACGGUCGUGACAAUGAUAACAACGGCAUCCGAUGAAAAGAACAUAGGUGAAGAAAAGCCGCAGUCAAUGGAUGUGGACGCUGUCGACGAUGCACGCGUUCUACUAACUCACGAUGGCACAGAACUACCACACGAGAUGAAAAGCACCGGGCCGUCGUCCCUCACGGUUUCCGAAACGAAUUUUGACUCUCUGCAAUCCAUGGAAUCUGACACUAUGACCGACGAUUCAGAAGAUGCCAACACUUCUCGAAGCCUAAGUUUGAAGCAGCCAAGUUCGACAGGAUCCGAGUGCCAUGGCCGCGAAUCACUGGAAUCGCAAAUCGAAGAACCUAAAUUUACCGUGGCCCAAUUGGUAUCCGCAUUUAAUAUGCACCAAGAGGUGGCUUCGCGUAGCAGUCUCGAGGCAAUCAUGACGGAGAAGAGAAUAGCGGAUGACUCGACCAAUUUCCCCAUUGGGCCUAAAGCUCUAAGAUUGUUUAUUCCAGAUAUUGAUAUUAGCGAGAAAAAGCCAUUGGUACGAAGAAAAACUAGUUACAAGCCAAGAAAGAACUGGGAAGAGCUGCGUAAGCAGAACGAAAAAAACGAGGGUUUACUCGGUAAAGACUUUUUCAAUGAUUCUGGAAACGAAGAAGACGCCGAGCCUGAAGAAGAGCAACCGAAAGCAUCAGAAGAGGAGGAAUCGAAGGGGCCACCGAUCGACACGAACAUCGAUGAGAAAUACAAACUGUGCGUCGAAGCUGCUAAGAUCAAUGAGAAAAAAGCUGAAAUCGAAGAGCCACCGUUGUCACCAGCAUCGAUCGACAGCGGAGUGAAUCUCCGUGACAUCCUUCGCAAAACCGACUCGUUCGAGCGCGCGCCAAAAACAAAUCUGGAGAAGCUGCGCGAACGUACCAACCUGUCGAAAAUGAUCGUCGCCGACAAAGGACUCGCUUCGAAGAUUUCCGUCUUCUCCGACAAACGCCUAGCUAAAAGUCCGACGAGAUCCGAUCCCAAAACACGCUUGCACAGCAUAACCAAGGAUAAAUUGUGCACCGGCUCGUACGUCAGGGCAAUGGAGAAAUUUUCGAACAAGACCACUAUCGAGAAACAAUUGCCGAGGCUCCGGAAAGUCAGCAGCACUACUCAACACGAUUAGUGCGUACCGGCGUAGAUGUUAUCGCAUGGUAUAUUACGAUAUCAAGUGUCGUGCAAUUGGUUGUAGCACCGUUCAACUCAAAAUACCACUUGAUCACUUCAGGUCGGUGAGUUUUGCAUUUUACAAAAAUGAUCUACUCAACUAAGUGCCACUGAAGUCACGCAGUGUUACAAAUAAUUCUUUUCGAAACGUCUAUAUUAGAAGCGAAAAACCUUGAGCUUUCACACUCGCGCCCACGUAUGUGAAACAAUCGUGGCGAUGACGACACUUCCUAAUUACGAGACGGAUAUUUUACAGAGAAAACGAAUGAAGAUAUCAUACAAAAUAUAAAAAAAUAAUAAACAGCGGGUAAAUUCACUCAUGUUUUAGCUGUUAUCAGGGCCAGUAGUGCUUUGCCCAUAUAAAUGAUAUGUGAAUCAUUGCAACGCGAAGUGAAUCAUACUCGACGCGGUGCGGGCACCCUAAAAACGGCCCGCACGUGCUCGAGCUCUCGUCAUUAGAACCAAGAACGCUGCGACUCUAAUUGCCCGAGCGCGCAGCUCUCUGAUCGUUGGAGACUUUGCUUGCGCGUUUUGUUUUCUUCUUCUUUAUGGCGGGACAGGAAGUGUUUUUCCAUCGCGGAAAUUGCAUUUUCAUCGAUUCAUCUUUUAGUUGUCGCGUGACUCUCCUUCACUGGUUUUUUUUUUUAUCAAAUUGCUUCUUUGUUUGUUUUUUAUCUAUUAUUAACGUUUUUUUUCUCGAAAUAGUCUGACCGAAAAUUACUGUUACUACUGAUUUUUGCACAAUAAAUGAUCGCAUUGCCAUUUUCAUUUUCAAACUUACAACUAACUAAGUCGAAGUAGCUUAAAAAACAGUACUUAACAAUGUUUGCUCGGUAAAUAUCAUUGAGAAAGCCAUAUCGAAUCAGAACUGAAAUUUCUAAUCCUUAUAGAUAAUAGCUUUAGUGUAAUUAUCGUAAUAAAACAAAAAUCAAACUAAAAAAAACAAAGAAAAUUGAACUAAACACUUCACAUUCCACGACAAAUUUUGGUGAUAAACAAAUGCUAUCCCAUAAAAACUUGGAACAAAAAUAUACAAUUAUUUAUUUGUAUUUCAUUACUACAUUAAAAAUAAUCAACCAGUUAUCUAAACCUAUAUUAUAUAUGUAUACAUAAUUUUGUAUGCGAAAUAGUGUAAGAUAUAGAAUAUUGUUUACGAGACGAAUAGCAUUUGCCCAUGUAUUAGACAACAAUGAGAGUUUUAAGAACAUAAAAAAUAAUAAAGAACUCCGUGGAUUCGUCGCUCUCUCUCUCUCUCUCUCUUGCUCAUUUGUACAAAGCAGACAAGGCGAUUCUCGAUUGCAGCGGUGCCCUAAAUGGAUGCCCAAGGAUUCGCAGAUUAACUCAUAUCCAUGUACAUCUCGUACAAUUGCCGGCUGGAUCUCUCUUUAGAUUUCUAGUUAACUACGUUGUUUUCUGUUCUCGUUCUCUUGAUUUUAUACACUAUUUCACCAUAAUCGCGCAGAUGCUGUGCGUGUUUAUUAAUUUUAUCACCUGCGUAUGAUUACCAUUUUUAAAAUGAGAAUUUUAAAUAAAGUCGCGCUUUUUAAGGCUUGAUGGUGUAACAGGAUAUAAUCAUGCAUUUAUUCUUGAGCACUUGUUUACUGGAUGCUGCUUUCGAACUGUCUGACGUCGACAUUUUGUGACGAGAUCUAUUUUUUGAAUGUUAUUUUUUAUUUUGAAUGCUAUUUUUUAACUGAGAAAAAUGUAUCAACUUAUACAUUAUAUUAAAUAAGUUCA